Leucoraja erinaceus (little skate) is the source of this 27905-nucleotide messenger RNA. Its product is annotated as pneumococcal serine-rich repeat protein-like. Bases 351 to 25193 code for a protein of 8280 amino acids. NCBI's taxonomy places the organism in Eukaryota, Metazoa, Chordata, Chondrichthyes, Rajiformes, Rajidae. The record is from RefSeq and is a predicted model, not a curated record. The transcript has 16 exons. Gene Ontology annotation, molecular function: calcium ion binding.
AGAUGAAAACGAGACAAAAGCAUGUCAGAUAAGAGAAAAGAGGCAUGAAAUGUAACGGAAGAGAGAGGGGUGUAGGUGGAAGGGUGCCCGGGGGUGGGAAAGUAGAGGUAAAACCUUUAACGGUUGUCAUAGGCCAUUACAGUGCUUCAGUGGCAAACCAUAAUCCUUAUUUACCACAGAUGGUGCUGGAAAACCGAUUCGAAACUGGUCUUUCAUAACAGUUAUGAUACCCUAGAGGUGAUAUGGGAAAGAGCAACAAGGAGAGACUAAUAUUGCAACAAUAAUAAGAGGGAGGCAAAUGUGUCAUAGUCAAAUUGAGAAUCAAUACCUGUCUCAGAAUCAUUGAUGCAAUGAUUAAACUUUCUCCUUUUGCAACUGAAUUUACAGUGACAACACCAUACCUUAUGACUCCGGUGUCCAGUACAACAACUGACAUAAGCUCAGGUACAGCAGCAUCCAUUGCAACAAUGGGAUCAAGAAAAGCAACAGAUUCGACAACCAGUGCAAUGACUGAUUCCAAAACAACUGAAUUGGCAAAGAGUGAGACAACAGAAUCAAAUACAGGAAUAGCAGGGUCACCAUCCAGUGCAAUGAUAGAACCAUCAUCCAGUGGGACGAAUGAUUCAAACACUGCAACAACAGAAUCAAUUUCCAGUGCAACCACUGCAUUAAAGGCGGGCACAGCUGAACCAACAUCCAGUGCAAGAGCAAAAACUAAUACGGGAACUGACAAAUCAGUAUUCAGUUCAACAACUGGAUCAAUUUCCAGUACAACUAUUGCAUUCAACACAGGAACACCUGAAUCAACAAACAGUGCGACAACAGGAUACAACACAGGAAACAUCACAGGAACAAUAGAAGCAUCAACCAGUAUAAUGACUGAAUCAAACACAGCAACAAAUGAACCAAUAUCCAGUGCAAUAACAGGACCCAGCACGGAAACGGCUCAACCAACAUUGAGAGCAACAACUGAUUUAGACACACAAACAACUGAAUCUGCAACCAAUGAAACAACAGAAUCAAAGACAGGACCGACUGAGUCAACAUCCAGUGCAACAACAACAACAACAACAACAGAAUCCAACACAGAUUCACCAAAUUCCAGUGCAACGAGUGAAUCAAACACAGCAACAAUAGAAUUAAUGUCCAGUGCAACAGCUAAGUCAAACACAGGGACAUUGGAACAAACAUCAAGCAUGACAACUGAAUCAACGUCCAGUGUUACAACAGAAUUAACAUUCAGUGCAACAGCUGAAACCAAUACGGGAACAACAGAAUCAAUAACCAGUGCAACAACUCAAUCAAUCACAGCAACAACUGAAUCAGCAUCCAGUGCAACAAUAGAAUCCAGCACAGGAACAGUUCAAUCAACAUUAAGUAAAACAAGUGAAUUAUCCACAGAAAUACCGGUACCAAUAUCCAGUGCAACAAGUGAAUCAAACACUGUAACCACACAACUAACAACAAGGGCAACUUCUGAAACAAACACUGGAACAGAUACAUCCAAUGCAGCAACUCAAUCAAACACAACAAUAACAGAAUCAACAGCAAGUGCGAUUACUGCAGUAAACACAGCAACAGCUGAAUCGAAAAACAGUGUGACAACUGAAUCAACCACAGCAACUACAGAAUCAAUUUCCAGUGCAACUGAAUCAAACACAAGAACGGGUGAACCAACAACCACUGUAAUGACAGAAGCCAAUACGGGAACAACUGAUCCAAUAUCCAGCACACCAACUGAAUCAAACACUCGAACAGCUGAAACAGCAUCCAGCGCAACAAUAGAAUCCAGCACAGGAACAGCUCAAUCAACAUUGAGUAAGACAGGUGAAACAGUCGCAGGAUCAACGGAACAAUCAGCAAGUGUGACAAUGGAAUCAAUACCCAGUGCAGCAACAAAAACACCCUCCAGUGCAAUUACUGUGUUAAACACAGGAACAGGUGAAGCAACAUCCAUUGCAACAGCGGAAACCAAUAUGAGGACAAUUGUAUCAAUAUCCAGCACAACAACAAGUGAAUCAAACACAGCAACAAUAGAAUUAAUGUCCAGUGCAACAGCUAACUCAAACACAGGGACAUCUGAAUCACCAUCCAGUAUCACAAUUGAUUCAAACACAGAAGCAGCUUUGACAGCAUCCAGUGCAACAAAUGGAUCAAACACUGUAACAACAGAAUCCACAUCCAGUGCAAUGACAGAAUCAACCACUGGAACAGCAGAAUCAAUAUCUGGUGCAACACCACAAUCAGCAUCCAGUGCAACCAUUUCAUUAAGCACAGGAACAACAAAAUUGACACCCAGCGCAACAGUGGAACCUAUAUACAGUGUGACAACGGAAUCCGUAUCCAGUGCAACCGCUGAACCAAUAUCCAGUGUGCAAACUGAAUCAACAUCCAGUGUGCAAACUGAAUCAGCACCCAGCGCAACAGCUGAAUCAACAUCCAGUGCAAUAACUGUACAAAUAUCCAGUGCAACAACUGAAUCAGUUACAGGGAUGGUUGAUUCAGUAUCCACUCCAAAAACUGAAACAAGCACAGAAACAGCAACAACAGCAAACAGUGCAGCAACUGAAUCAAUAACAGGAACAGUUGAAUCAACAUCCAGUGCAACUACUGCAUUAAACCCAGCAACGGGUGAAUCAACCAACAGUGCUACAACAGAACCCAACUCAGGAACAACAGAACUGAUGAGCAGUACAAUGACUGAAUCAAACACAGGAACACGUGAAUCCACACCCAGUUCAACAACAGAAUUAACAUCCCGCACAACAACUGAAACCCUAUCCAGAGCAACAACUGAAGCAAUAUCCAGUGUGACAACGGAAUCAACCACAGCAACAACAGAAUCGACAGCCGGUACAACGACUGAAUCAAACACUGGAACAGGUGAACCAACAUCCAGUGCAGCAGCAGAAACCAAUACGGGAACCGAAUUGGCAUCCAGUGAAACCCAAGAAUCAAUUUCAAGUGCAACAACCGAAUCAAACACAAGAACAGAUGAACCAACAAUUACUGCAACAACAGAUAACAAUACAGGAACAAUUUCCAUCACAACAACUGAAUCAAACACUGGAACAGCUGAAACAGCAUCCAGUGCAACAAUAGAAUCCAGUACAGGAACAGCUCAAUCAACAUUGAGUAAAACAACGGAAACAAUCACAGCAACAUCGGAACUAACAUCAAGCAUGACAAUGAAAUCAAUGUCCAGUGCAACAACUGAAUCAAUCUCCACUGCAACUAAUGCUUUAAACACAGGGACAACAGAAUCAACAUCCCACGCAACAACGGAAUCAACGUCCAGUGUUACAACAGAAUUAACAUUCAGUGCAACAGCUGAAACCAAUACUGGAACAACUGAAUCAGCAUCCAGUGCAACAAUAGAAUCCAGCACAGGAACAGUUCAAUCAACAUUAAGUAAAACAAGUGAAUUAUCCACAGAAACACCGGUACCAAUAUCCAGUGCAACAAGUGAAUCAAACACUGUGACAACACAACUAACAACAAGGGCAACUUCCGAAACAAACACUGGAACAGAUACAUCCAAUGCAGCAACUCAAUCAAACACAACAAUAACAGAAUCAACAGCAAGUGCGAUUACUGCAGUAAACACAGCAACAGCUGAAUCGAAAAACAGUGUGACAACUGAAUCAACCACAGCAACUACAGAAUCAAUUUCCAGUGCAACUGAAUCAAACACAAGAACGGGUGAACCAACAACCACUGUAAUGACAGAAGCCAAUACGGGAACAACUGAUCCAAUAUCCAGCACAACAACUAAAUCAAACACUGGAACAGCUGAAACAGCAUCCAGCGCAACAAUAGAAUCCAGCACAGGAACAGCUCAAUCAACAUUGAGUAAAACAGGUGAAACAGUCGCGGGAUCAACGGAACAAUCAGCAAGUGUGACAAUGGAAUCAAUACCCAGUGCAGCAACAAAAACACCCUCCAGUGCAAUUACUGUGUUAAACACAGGAACAGGUGAAUCAACAUCCAUUGCAACAGCGGAAACCAAUAUGAGGACAAUUGUAUCAAUAUCCAGCACAACAACAAGUGAAUCAAACACAGCAACAAUAGAAUUAAUGUCCAGUGCAACAGCUAACUCAAACACAGGGACAUCUGAAUCACCAUCCAGUAUCACAAUUGAUUCAAACACAGAAGCAGCUUUGACAGCAUCCAGUGCAACAAAUGGAUCAAACACUGCAACAACAGAAUCCACAUCCAGUGCAAUGACGGAAUCAAACACUGGAACAGCAGAAUCAAUAUCUGGUGCAACACCACAAUCAGCAUCCAGUGCAACCAUUUCAUUAAGCACAGGAACAACAAAAUUGACACCCAGCGCAACAGUGGAACCAAUAUACAGUGUGACCACUGAAUCAACAUCCAGUACAACCGCUGAACCAAUAUACAGUGUGACAACGGAAUCCGUAUCCAGUGCAACCGCUGAACCAAUAUCCAGUGUGACCACUGAAUCAACAUCCAGUGUGCAAACUGAAUCAGCACCCAGCGCAACAGCUGAAUCAACAUCCAGUGCAAUAACUGUACAAAUAUCCAGUGCAACAACUGAAUCAGUUACAGGGAUGGUUGAUUCAGUAUCCACUUCAAAAACUGAAACAAGCACAGAAACAGCAACAACAGCAAACAGUGCAGCAACUGAAUCAAUAACAGGAACAGUUGAAUCAACAUCCAGUGCAACUACUGCAUUAAACCCAGCAACGGGUGAAUCAACCAACAGUGCAACAACAGAACCCAACUCAGGAACAACAGAACUGAUGAGCAGUACAAUGACUGAAUCAAACACAGGAACACGUGAAUCAACACCCAGUUCAACAACAGAAUUAACUCCACGCACAACAACUGAAACCCUAUCCAGAGCAACAACUGAAGCAAUAUCCAGUGUGACAACGGAAUCAACCACAGCAACAACAGAAUCGACAGCCGGUACAACUACUGAAUCAAACACUGGAACAGGUGAACCAACAUCCAGUGCAGCAGCAGAAACCAAUACGGGAACCGAAUUGGCAUCCAGUGAAACCCAAGAAUCAAUUUCAAGUGCAACAACCGAAUCAAACACAAGAACAGAUGAACCAACAAUUACUGCAACAACAGAUAACAAUACAGGAACAAUUUCCAGCACAACAACUGAAUCAAACACUGGAACAGCUGAAACAGCAUCCAGUGCAACAAUAGAAUCCAGUACAGGAACAGCUCAAUCAACAUUGAGUAAAACAACUGAAACAAUCACAGGAACAUCGGAACAAACAUCAAGCAUGACAACUGAAUCAACGUCCAGUGUUACAACAGAAUUAACAUUCAGUGCAACAGAUGAAACCAAUAUGGGAACAUCAGAAUCAAUAUCCAGUGCAACAACUCAAUCAAUCACAGCAACAACUGAAUCAGCAUCCAGUGCAACAAUAGAAUCCAGCACAGGAACAGUUCAAUCAACAUUGAGUAAAACAAGUGAAUUAUCCACAGAAACACCGGUACCAAUAUCCAGUGUAACAAAUGAAACAAACACUGUAACCACAGGUGAACAAACAAGCACUGCAACAACAGAUACCAAUACAGGUACAAUUUCCAGCACAACAACUGAAUCAAACACUGGAACAGCAUCAAGUGCAACAAUAGAGUCCAAUACAGGAACAGCUCAAUCAACAUUGAGUAAAACAAGUGAAUUAACUGCAGGAACAUCUUUACCAACAUCAGGUGCAACAAGUGAAUCAAACAUUGUGAUAACAGAACUAACAAAGGAAACUUCUGAAACAAACACUGGAACAGCUACAUCGACAUCCAGUGUGACAACUGAGUCAAGCACAGCAACAGCAGAAUCCACAUCCAGUGCAAUUACUGAAUCUAACACAGGAUCAACUGAAUUGGCUUCCAGUGAAACAACAGAAUCAAACACAGAAACAGCUACAUCAAAACCAAGUGCAGCAACUGAAUCAAUAACAGGAACAACUGAAUCAAACACUGCAUCAGCUGAAUCAGUAUCCAGUGGAACAACUGAAUUAAAUACAAGAACAGCUAUAUCAAUAUCCAGUGCCACAACUGAAUCCAACACAACUACAACUCGGUCCAUAUCCAGUGCCACAAUUGAAUUCAACACAGGGACAGUUCAACCAACAGUAACUCCAGUAAAUGAAUCAAACACAGGAACAGAUCAAUCAUCAGCCAGUGCAACAACUGAAUCAAGCACAGCAACAAUAGAACCAACAACCAGUCCAAGUACUGAAUCAAAUACUGAAUCAAAUACACAAACAGAUGAAUCGAUGCCCAGUGCUACGACAGGCUCCAACACAGGAACUACAGAAACCAAUGCGACAGCCCAGUCAGGCACAGGAACAACUGUAGCAAACUCCAGUGCAACAACUGAAUCACGCAUUGGAACCACGGAAUCAACAUCCAGUGCAACAACUGAAUCAAUUGCAGGAACAACCACUAGUCCUGCAACAACUAUCCUCAUCAGCACCACCAAUCCUACAGCAAAUACCAGCGUCGUUGGUCCUACAGCUGCCAGCACCAACAGUCCUACUACAACCACCAGUACCACCACUCCUACAACUGCCAGCAGUAUCAGUCCUACAACAACCAACAUGACCAACAGACCUGGAACAACAGCCACCACCGUGGCUGCUCCCACCACCACAUGCGGUAAGUUACUCGAGCCUUAUUGCCACAAUCUCCCCUCCCCCAUACAUACCAAUUCUCCAUUAUUUACUAAUACGAAAAUUCAGUGCAGUGUGUACAAAACUCAUUCAUUGCUAGUGCCGUCUCUCCAGUACCAGCAAGAGCCACUGAAGAUCAUUCGUAUUGUUCCCAUUGUGGUGGAAAGUCAAUCAAUUCAGGUUCGCUUAGAGGUUGGCUUAAACAGUGCAUUUAAGGCCACAUAUACUUUCAGUAUAAAGAAGGACAAUAAAAUAGUGGAAACUUUUUCAACUGGGCAAAGUACAAUAAGGUUUACCUCUCUUGAAGUUUCGGUUAACUAUGUGAUUUCUGUAUCAACAUCAACUUGUGGUGAAAAGUCUACAGUUUCAUGGCAUUUCCGAACAGCUGGCAGAGUAAUGAAAGGGACAACGAGAUUAACAAAUAAAAACUACAUUGAUGCAUUUCAAAACAAAACCAGCAAGGAAUUCAAAGAAUUUUCCAAUAACUUCACUCAAGAAGUGGAAAAUGGUCUUCCUCCAGAUGUUCAGAAUUAUGUGAAAAAUGGAGAAACGAGAUUGACUGUUGAUAAUAUUUCAGAAGGGAGCGUGGUUGUAAAUUUUACAUUUGCAGUUUCAACUAAUCUGACAAUCACUACGCCAGAAGUCCAAGGGACAAUUAUUGAAUCCUUAAACAAUAGUCAACAGUUUGUUGUAGAUCUUCAAAGCACAAGUUUCACAGUGGUAGACAGCUGUCAGACUGGGCUGAAUGAUUGUUCAGGUGAUGGGACUUGUAUCACGCUCAAUGAAACCUAUACCUGCCAGUGCAAUGUUGGAUUCAGAGACCCAAGUCCCAAUGUUCCAGGCCGAGUGUGUGAAGCUACGUCAAUACCCAGUGCAACAACUGAAUCAAACACAACAGCAACAGAACCAACGGCCAAUGCAAGCGAAUCAACCACAGCAACAACAGAAUCAAUGUCCAGUCCAACACCUAACUCAAACACAGAAACAGUUGUCACAGCAUCCAGUACUCUAAUUGAUUCAUUAACAGGAACAACUGAAUCGGCAACAAGUGACACCACGGUAUCAAUAACGGGAUUGUCUGAAUCAACAUUCAGUGCAGUGACAGAAUCCAACGCUGGAACAGCUACAUCAACAUUGAGUGGAGCAAAUGAAUCGAACACAGCAACAGGUGAACCAACAUCCAGUACAGCAACAGGACCCAACACGGUUACAGCUCAAUCAACAUUGAGUACAUCAACUGAAUCAGCCACACAAACAACUGAAUCUGCAAUCAGUGGAGCAACCGAUACAAGCACAGGACUGGCUGAGUCAACAUUCAGUGCAACAACAGAAUCAAUGUCCAGUUUAUCAACGGAAUUUAUAUCUAGUGCAGCAACUGAAUCCAUCUCCAGUGCUGCAACUGAAUCAAUGUCCAGUGCAGCAACUGAAACUACCUCCCGUGCAGCAACUGAAUCAAUAUCAAGUGCAGCAACUGAGUCCAUCUCCAGUGCAGAAACUGAAUCUAUACCUAGUGCAGAAACUGAAUCUAUCUCCAGUGCAGCAACUGAAUCUAUAUCCAGUGCAGCAAUUGAAUCUAUAUCCAGUGCAACAACUGAAUCUAUCUCCAGUGCUACAGCUGAAUCCAUAACCAGUGCAACAACUGAGUCCCUAGCCAAUCCAACAACAGAAUCAAUAUCCAGUGCAUCAACUGAAUUGAUGUCCAGUGCAACAGCUGAAUUUAUGUCAAGUGCGAUGACAGAAACAUUAUCCAGUGCAACAAGUGAAUCAAGCCCUGUGACGGCUGAUGCAGCAUCCAGUCCAACAAGUGAAACAAACACGGAAACAGCAACAGCCGCAACCAGUGCAGCAACUGAAUCGAUAACAGGAACAGCUGAAUCCACAUCCAGUGCAAUGACUGAAUCAAACACAGGGACUGGAUUUGCAACCAGUGCUACAACAGAAUCGAACACUGGAACAACUGAUUCCCCAUUGAGUGCAGCAACAGAAUCAAACACUGAAAUGACAAACAGUACAACAACAGAACCUGACACAGGAACAACAGAAUCAACAGCAAAUACAAUGACUGAAUCAAACACAGUAACAACUGAACUAACAUCCAGUGCAACACCAGGAGCCAACACAGAAACAGCUCAAUCAACAUUGAGUACAUCAGCUGAAUCAGACACACAAGCAAAUGAAUCUACAACAAGUGAAACAACAAAGUCCAACACAGGACAGGCUGAGUCUACAUCCAGUGCAACAAGUCAAUCAAACACUGCAACAACAGAACUAACAACAGAGGCAACGUCAGAAACAAACACUGGAACAAUUACAUCCACAUCCAGUGUGACAAGUGAUUCAAACACAGCAACAACAGAUUCAAUAUCCAAUACAGCAACACAACCAACAUUCAGUGUGACAACAGAACCCGACACAGCAACAACAGAAUUGACAACCAGUACAACAACUGAAUCAAACACAGGAACAGGUGAAACAACAUCCAGUGCGACAACUGAAACCAACACGGGAACAACUGUAUCAAUGUAUCCAACAAAUCUAUCAAACACAGCAACAACUCAAUCAGUUUCCAGUAGCACUACUGCAUUAAACACAGCAACAGGUGAAUUGACAAACAGUAUGACAACAGAACCCAACACUGCAACAACAGAAUCAACAACUGGUACAACAGCUGAAUCAAACACAGGAACAAGUGAACCAACAUCCAGUGCAACAGCUGAAACCAAUGCAGGAACAUCUGAAUUGAUAUCCAGUGGAACAACAGAAUUAAUACCCAGUGCAACAUCAGAAUUAACAUCCAGUGUAACGAAUGCAUUAAACACAGAAACAGCUGAAUCGACAAACAGUGAGACAACAGAACGCAACACAGCAACAACAGAAUCAAUUUCCAUUUCAACUGCUGCGUCAAACACAGAAAUAUUGGAAUCAACAUCCAGUGCAACAAGUGAAAUAAAAACUGUGACAACACAACUAACAACAAGGGCAACUUCCGAAACAAACACUGGAAACAUUACAUCAACAUCCAGUGUGACAACGGAAUCCAGCACAGUAACAAAUGAAUCAACAUCUAGUGCAGCAACAGAGUAUGCAUCCGGUGCAACAAUAGAAACAAUCACAGGUACAUCACAAUCACCAUCCAGUGCAACAAGUGAAUCAGACACGGCGACAACACAAUUAACAACAAGCGUAACUUCUAAAGUAAACACUGGAACAGCUGAAUCGACAAACAGUGCGACAACAGAACCCAACACAGCAACAACCGGUAAGACAGAAUCAAACACAGGAACAGAUGAAUCAACAUCCAGUGCAACUGCUGAAACCAAUGCAGGAACAACCAAAUUGGUAUCCAGUGGAACGACAGAAUCAAUGCCCAGUGCAACACCAGAAUUAACAUCCAGUGUAACGAUUGCAUUAAACACAGAAACAGCUGAAACGACAAACACUGAGACAACAGAACCCAACACAGCAACAACAGAAUCAAUUUCCAGUUCAACUGCUGCGUCUAACACAGAAAUAUUGGAAUCAACAUCCAGUGGAACAAGUGAAUCAAACACUGAGACAACACAGCUAACAACAAGGGCAACUCCUGAAAUAAACACUGGAACAGUUACAUCAACAUCCAAUGCAACAACUGAAUCAAAUACAGUAACAACUGAAUCAAAUUCUAAUGCAACUAUAGCAUUAAACACAGUAACAGCUGAAUCGACAAACAGUGUGACAGCGGAACCCAACACAGGAACAGCAUCGACAACCGGUACAACAACUGAAUCAAACACAGGAACAGGCGAACCAACAUCCAGUGCAACAGUUGAAACCAGUACAGGAAUAUUGGAAUCAGCAUCCAGUGCAACUGCUGUAUCAAACACUGCAACAACAGAACUAUUACCAAGGGCAACUUCUGAAACAAACACAGGAACAGCUACAUCAACAUCCAGAGUGACAACUGAAUCAAUAUCCAGUGCAAUUACAGCUUUAACUACAGGAACAGCUGAAUCGACAGUCAGUGCGACAACAGAACCCAACACGGCAACAACAGAAUCGACGACCAGUGCAACAGCUGAAACCAACACGGGAACAACUGUAUCAAUAUCUGGUACAACAUCUGAAUCAAACACAGGAGCAACUGAAUCAACAUCCAGUGCGACAAGUGAAUCAAACACUGCAACAGCAGAACUAACAACAGAGGCAACUUCAGAAACAAACACUGGAACAGUUACAUCCACAUCCAGUGUGACAAGUGAUUCAAACACAGCUACAACAGAUUCAAUAUCCAAUACAGCAACACAACCAACAUUCAGUGUGACAACAGAACCCGACACAGCAACAACAGAAUUGACAACCAGUACAACAACUGAAUCAAACACAGGAACAGGUGAAACAACAUCCAGUGCGACAACUGAAACCAACACGGGAACAACUGCAUCAAUGUCCAGCCCAACAAUUCAAUCAAACACAGCAACAACUCAAUCAGUUUCCAGUGACACUACUGCAUUAAACACAGCAACAGGUGAAUUGACAAACAGUAUGACAACAGAACCCAACACUGCAACAACAGAAUCAACAACUGGUACAACAGCUGAAUCAAACACAGGAACAAGUGAACCAACAUCCAGUGCAACAGCUGAAACCAAUGCAGGAACAUCUGAAUUGAUAUCCAGUGGAACAACAGAAUCAAUACCCAGCGCAACAUCAGAAUUAACAUCCAGUGUAACAAAUGCAUUAAACACAGAAACAGCUGAAUCGACAAACAGUGAGACAACAGAACCCAACACAGCGACAACAGAAUCAAUUUCCAGUUCAACUGCUGCGUCAAACACAGAAAUAUUGGAAUCAACAUCCAGUGCAACAAGUGAAAUAAACACUGUGACGACACAACUAACAACAAGGGCAACUUCCGAAACAAACACUGGAAACAUUACAUCAACAUCCAGUGUGACAACGGAAUCCAGCACAGCAACAAAUGAAUCAACAUCUAGUGCAGCAACAGAGUAUGCAUCCAGUGCAACAAUAGAAACAAUCACAGGCUCAUCACAAUCACCAUCCAGUGCAACAAGUGAAUCAGACACAGCGACAACACAAUUAACAACAAGGGCAACUUCCGAAACAAACACUGGAAACAUUACAUCAACAUCCAGUGUGACAACGGAAUCCAGCACAGUAACAAAUGAAUCAACAUCUAGUGCAGCAACAGAGUAUGCAUCCGGUGCAACAAUAGAAACAAUCACAGGUACAUCACAAUCACCAUCCAGUGCAACAAGUGAAUCAGACACGGCGACAACACAAUUAACAACAAGCGUAACUUCUAAAGUAAACACUGGAACAGCUGAAUCGACAAACAGUGCGACAACAGAACCCAACACAGCAACAACCGGUAAGACAGAAUCAAACACAGGAACAGAUGAAUCAACAUCCAGUGCAACUGCUGAAACCAAUGCAGGAACAACCAAAUUGGUAUCCAGUGGAACGACAGAAUCAAUGCCCAGUGCAACACCAGAAUUAACAUCCAGUGUAACGAUUGCAUUAAACACAGAAACAGCUGAAACGACAAACACUGAGACAACAGAACCCAACACAGCAACAACAGAAUCAAUUUCCAGUUCAACUGCUGCGUCUAACACAGAAAUAUUGGAAUCAACAUCCAGUGGAACAAGUGAAUCAAACACUGAGACAACACAACUAUCAACAAUGGCAACUUCUGAAAUAAACACUGGGACAGUUACAUCAACAUCCAAUGCAACAACUGAAUCAAAUACAGUAACAACUGAAUCAAAUUCUAAUGCAACUACAGCAUUAAACACAGUAACAGCUGAAUCGACAAACAGUGUGCCAGCGGAACCCAACACAGGAACAGCAUCGACAACCGGUACAACAACUGAAUCAAACACAGGAACAGGCGAACCAACAUCCAGUGCAACAGUUGAAACCAGUACAGGAAUAUUGGAAUCAGCAUCCAGUGCAACUGCUGUAUCAAACACUGCAACAACAGAACUAACACCCAGGGCAACUUCUGAAACAAACACAGGAACAGCUACAUCAACAUCCAGAGUGACAACUGAAUCAAUAUCCAGUGCAAUUACAGCUUUAAUUACAGGAACAGCUGCAUCGACAGUCAGUGCGACAACAGAACCCAACACAGCAACAACAGAAUCGACGACUGGUACAACGACUGAAUCCAACACAGGAACAGGUGAACCAACAUCCAGUGCAACAGCUGAAACCGACACGGGAACAACUGUAUCAAUAUCUGGUACAACAUCCGAAUCAAACACAGGAGCAACUGAAUCAACAUCCAGUGCGACAAGUGAAUCAAACACUGCAACAACAGAACUAACAACAGAGGCAACUUCAGAAACAAACACUGGAACAGUUACAUCCACAUCCAGUGUGACAAGUGAUUCAAACACAGCUACAACAGAUUCAAUAUCCAAUACAGCAACACAAACAACAUUCAGUGUGACAACAGAACCCGACACAGCAACAACAGAAUUGACAACCAGUACAACAACUGAAUCAAACACAGGAACAGGUGAAACAACAUCCAGUGCGACAACUGAAACCAACACGGGAACAACUGCAUCAAUGUCCAGCCCAACAAUUCAAUCAAACACAGCAACAACUCAAUCAGUUUCCAGUAGCACUACUGCAUUAAACACAGCAACAGGUGAAUUGACAAACAGUAUGACAACAGAACCCAACACUGCAACAACAGAAUCAACAACUGGUACAACAGCUGAAUCAAACACAGGAACAAGUGAACCAACAUCCAGUGCAACAGCUGAAACCAAUGCAGGAACAUCUGAAUUGAUAUCCAGUGGAACAACAGAAUCAAUACCCAGCGCAACAUCAGAAUUAACAUCCAGUGUAACAAAUGCAUUAAACACAGAAACAGCUGAAUCGACAAACAGUGAGACAACAGAACCCAACACAGCAACAACAGAAUCAAUUUCCAGUUCAACUGCUGCGUCAAACACAGAAAUAUUGGAAUCAACAUCCAGUGCAACAAGUGAAAUAAACACUGUGACGACACAACUAACAACAAGGGCAAUUUCCGAAACAAACACUGGAAACAUUACAUCAACAUCCAGUGUGACAACGGAAUCCAGCACAGCAACAAAUGAAUCAACAUCUAGUGCAGCAACAGAGUAUGCAUCCAGUGCAACAAUAGAAACAAUCACAGGCUCAUCACAAUCACCAUCCAGUGCAACAAGUGAAUCAGACACAGCGACAACACAAUUAACAACAAGGGCAACUUCCGAAACAAACACUGGAAACAUUACAUCAACAUCCAGUGUGACAACGGAAUCCAGCACAGUAACAAAUGAAUCAACAUCUAGUGCAGCAACAGAGUAUGCAUCCGGUGCAACAAUAGAAACAAUCACAGACUCAUCACAAUCACCAUCCAGUGCAACAAGUGAAUCAGACACAGCGACAACACAAUUAACAACAAGCGUAACUUCUAAAGUAAACACUGGAACAGCUGAAUCGACAAACAGUGCGACAACAGAACCAAACACAGCAACAACCGGUACGACAGAAUCAAACACAGGAACAGAUGAAUCAACAUCCAGUGCAACUGCUGAAACCAAUGCAGGAACAACCAAAUUGGUAUCCAGUGGAACAACGGAAUCAAUGCCCAGUGCAACACCAGAAUUAACAUCCAGUGUAACAACUGCAUUAAACACAGAAACAGCUGAAACGACAAACACUGAGACAACAGAACCCAACACAGCAACAACAGAAUCAAUUUCCAGUUCAACUGCUGCGUCUAACACAGAAAUAUUGGAAUCAACAUCCAGUGGAACAAGUGAAUCAAACACUGAGACAACACAACUAUCAACAAUGGCAACUUCUGAAAUAAACACUGGGACAGUUACAUCAACAUCCAAUGCAACAACUGAAUCAAAUACAGUAACAACUGAAUCAAAUUCUAAUGCAACUACAGCAUUAAACACAGUAACAGCUGAAUCGACAAACAGUGUGCCAGCGGAACCCAACACAGGAACAGCAUCGACAACCGGUACAACAACUGAAUCAAACACAGGAACAGGCGAACCAACAUCCAGUGCAACAGUUGAAACCAGUACAGGAAUAUUGGAAUCAGCAUCCAGUGCAACUGCUGUAUCAAACACUGCAACAACAGAACUAACACCAAGGGCAACUUCUGAAACAAACACAGGAACAGCUACAUCAACAUCCAGAGUGACAACUGAAUCAAUAUCCAGUGCAAUUACAGCUUUAAUUACAGGAACAGCUGCAUCGACAGUCAGUGCGACAACAGAACCCAACACAGCAACAACAGAAUCGACGACUGGUACAACGACUGAAUCCAACACAGGAACAGGUGAACCAACAUCCAGUGCAACAGCUGAAACCAACACGGGAACAACUGUAUCAAUAUCUGGUACAACAUCUGAAUCAAACACAGGAGCAACUGAAUCAACAUCCAGUGCGACAAGUGAAUCAAACACUGCAACAACAGAACUAACAACAGAGGCAACUUCAGAAACAAACACUGGAACAGUUACAUCCACAUCCAGUGUGACAAGUGAUUCAAACACAGCUACAACAGAUUCAAUAUCCAAUACAGCAACACAAACAACAUUCAGUGUGACAACAGAACCCGACACAGCAACAACAGAAUUGACAACCAGUACAACAACUGAAUCAAACACAGGAACAGGUGAAACAACAUCCAGUGCGACAACUGAAACCAACACGGGAACAACUGCAUCAAUGUCCAGCCCAACAAUUCAAUCAAACACAGCAACAACUCAAUCAGUUUCCAGUGACACUACUGCAUUAAACACAGCAACAGGUGAAUUGACAAACAGUAUGACAACAGAACCCAACACUGCAACAACAGAAUCAACAACUGGUACAACAGCUGAAUCAAACACAGGAACAAGUGAACCAACAUCCAGUGCAACAGCUGAAACCAAUGCAGGAACAUCUGAAUUGAUAUCCAGUGGAACAACAGAAUCAAUACCCAGCGCAACAUCAGAAUUAACAUCCAGUGUAACGAAUGCAUUGAACACAGAAACAGCUGAAUCGACAAACAGUGAGACAACAGAACCCAACACAGUGACAACAGAAUCAAUUUCCAGUUCAACUGCUGCGUCAAACACAGAAAUAUUGGAAUCAACAUCCAGUGCAACAAGUGAAAUAAACACUGUGACGACACAACUAACAACAAGGGCAACUUCCGAAACAAACACUGGAAACAUUACAUCAACAUCCAGUGUGACAACGGAAUCCAGCACAGUAACAAAUGAAUCAACAUCUAGUGCAGCAACAGAGUAUGCAUCCAGUGCAACAAUAGAAACAAUCACAGGCUCAUCACAAUCACCAUCCAGUGCAACAAGUGUAACGAAUGCAUUAACCACAGAAACAGCUGAAUCGACAAACAGUGCGACAACAGAACCCAACACAGCAACAACCGGUACGACAGAAUCAAACACAGGAACAGAUGAAUCAACAUCCAGUGCAACUGCUGAAACCAAUGCAGCAACAACCAAAUUGGUAUCCAGUGGAACAACAGAAUCAAUGCCCAGUGCAACAGCAGAAUCAACAUCCAGUGCAACGACUGCAUUAAACACAGAAACAGCUGAAACGACAAACACUGAGACAACAGAACCCAACACAGCAACAACAGAAUCAAUUUCCAGUUCAACUGCUGCGUCUAACACAGAAAUAUUGGAAUCAACAUCCAGUGGAACAAGUGAAUCAAACACUGAGACAACACAACUUACAACAAGGGCAACUUCUGAAACAAACUGGGCAACAGUUACAUCAACAUCCAAUGCAGCAACUGAAUCAAAUACAGUAACAACUGAAUCAAAUUCUAAUGCAACUACUGCAUUAAACACAGCAACAGGUGAAUUGACAAACAGUAUGACAACAGAACACAUCACUGCAACUUCAGAAUCAACAACUGGCACAACAGCCAAAUCAAACACAGGAACAGGUGAACCAACGUCCAGUGCAACUGUUGGAACCAAUGCAGGAACAACUGAGUCGAUAUCCAGUGGAACAACAGAAUCAAUACCCAGUGCAACACCAGAAUCAUCAUCCAGUGCAACGACUGCAUUAAACACAGUAACAGCUGAAUCGACAAACAGUGUGCCAGUGGAACCCAACACAGGAACAGCAUCGACAACUGGUACAACAACUGAAUCAAACACAGGAACAGGCGAACCAAUAUCCAGUGCAACAGUUGAAACCAAUACGGGAAUAUUGGAAUCCACAUCCAGUGCAACAAGUGAAUCAAACACUGCAACAACAGAACUAACACCAAGGGCAACUUCUGAAACAAACACAGGAACAGCUACAUCAACAUCCAGAGUGACAACUGAAUCAAUAUCCAGUGCAAUUACAGCUUUAAUUACAGGAACAGCUGCAUCGACAGUCAGUGCGACAACAGAACCCAACACAGCAACAACAGAAUCGACGACCGGUACAACGACUGAAUCCAACACAGGAACAGGUGAACCAACAUCCAGUGCAACAGCUGAAACCAACACGGGAACAACUGUAUCAAUAUCUGGUACAACAUCUGAAUCAAGCACAGGGGCAACUGAAUCAACAUCCAGUGCGACAAGUGAAUCAAACACUGCAACAACAGAACUAACAACAGAGGCAACUUCAGAAACAAACACUGGAACAGUUACAUCCACAUCCAGUGUAACAAGUGAUUCAAACACAGCUACAACAGAUUCAAUAUCCAAUACAGCAACACAACCAACAUUCAGUGUGACAACAGAACCCGACACAGCAACAACAGAAUUGACAACCAGUACAACAACUGAAUCAAACACAGGAACAGGUGAACCAACAUCCAGUGCAACAGUUGAAAACAGUACAAGAAUAUUGGAAUCAGCAUCCAGUGCAACUGCUGUAUCAAACACUGCAACAACAGAACUAACACCAAGGGCAACUUCUGAAACAAACACAGGAACAGCUACAUCAACAUCCAGAGUGACAACUGAAUCAGUAUCCAGUGCAAUUACAGCUUUAAUUACAGGAACAGCUGCAUCGACAGUCAGUGCGACAACAGAACCCAACACUGCAACAACAGAAUCGACGACCGGUACAACAUCUGAAUCAAACACAGGAGCAACUGAAUCAACAUCCAAUGCGACAAGUGAAUCAAACACUGCAACAACAGAACUAACAACAGGGGCAACUUCAGAAACAAACACUGGAACAGUUACAUCCACAUCCAGUGUGACAAGUGAUUCAAACACAGCUACAACAGAUUCAAUAUCCAAUACAGCAACACAACCAACAUUCAGUGUGACAACAGAACCCGACACAGCAACAACAGAAUUGACAACCAGUACAACAACUGAAUCAAAUACAGGAACAGGUGAAACAACAUCCAGUGCGACAACUGAAACCAACACGGGAACAACUGUAUCAAUGUCCAGCCCAACAAUUCAAUCAAACACAGCAACAACUCAAUCAGAUUCCAGUAGCACUUCUGCAUUAAACACAGCAACAGGUGAAUUGACAAACAGUAUGACAACAGAACCCAACACUGCAACAACAGAAUCAACAACUGGUACAACAGCUGAAUCAAACACAGGAACAAGUGAACCAACAUCCAGUGCAACAGCUGAAACCAAUGCAGGAACAUCUGAAUUGAUAUCCAGUGGAACAAAAGUAUCAAUACCCAGCGCAACAUCAGAAUUAACAUCCAGUGUAACGAAUGCAUUAACCACAGAAACAGCUGAAUCGACAAACAGUGCGACAACAGAACCCAACACAGCAACAACCGGUACGACAGAAUCAAACACAGGAACAGAUGAAUCAACAUCCAGUGCAACUGCUGAAACCAAUGCAGCAACAACCAAAUUGGUAUCCAGUGGAACAACAGAAUCAAUGCCCAGUGCAACAGCAGAAUCAACAUCCAGUGCAACGACUGCAUUAAACACAGAAACAGCUGAAACGACAAACACUGAGACAACAGAACCCAACACAGCAACAACAGAAUCAAUUUCCAGUUCAACUGCUGCGUCUAACACAGAAAUAUUGGAAUCAACAUCCAGUGGAACAAGUGAAUCAAACACUGAGACAACACAACUUACAACAAGGGCAACUUCUGAAACAAACACUGGUACAGUUACAUCAACAUCCAAUGCAGCAACUGAAUCAAAUACAGUAACAACUGAAUCAAAUUCUAAUGCAACUACUGCAUUAAACACAGCAACAGGUGAAUUGACAAACAGUAUGACAACAGAACACAUCACUGCAACUUCAGAAUCAACAACUGGCACAACAGCCAAAUCAAACACAGGAACAGGUGAACCAACGUCCAGUGCAACUGUUGAAACCAAUGCAGGAACAACUGAGUCGAUAUCCAGUGGAACAACAGAAUCAAUACCCAGUGCAACACCAGAAUCAUCAUCCAGUGCAACGACUGCAUUAAACACAGUAACAGCUGAAUCGACAAACAGUGUGCCAGUGGAACCCAACACAGGAACAGCAUCGACAACUGGUACAACAACUGAAUCAAACACAGGAACAGGCGAACCAAUAUCCAGUGCAACAGUUGAAACCAAUACGGGAAUAUUGGAAUCCACAUCCAGUGCAACAAGUGAAUCAAACACUGCAACAACAGAACUAACACCAAGGGCAACUUCUGAAACAAACACAGGAACAGCUACAUCAACAUCCAGAGUGACAACUGAAUCAAUAUCCAGUGCAAUUACAGCUUUAAUUACAGGAACAGCUGCAUCGACAGCCAGUGCGACAACAGAACCCAACACAGCAACAACAGAAUCGACGACCGGUACAACGACUGAAUCCAACACAGGAACAGGUGAACCAACAUCCAGUGCAACAGCUGAAACCGACACGGGAACAACUGUGUCAAUAUCUGGUACAACAUCUGAAUCAAGCACAGGGGCAACUGAAUCAACAUCCAGUGCGACAAGUGAAUCAAACACUGCAACAACAGAACUAACAACAGAGGCAACUUCAGAAACAAACACUGGAACAGUUACAUCCACAUCCAGUGUAACAAGUGAUUCAAACACAGCUACAACAGAUUCAAUAUCCAAUACAGCAACACAACCAACAUUCAGUGUGACAACAGAACCCGACACAGCAACAACAGAAUUGACAACCAGUACAACAACUGAAUCAAACACAGGAACAGGUGAAACAACAUCCAGUACGACAACUGAAACCAACACGGGAACAACUGUAUCAAUGUCCAGCCCAACAAUUCAAUCAAACACAGCAACAACCGAACCAACUCCAAGGGCAACAUCUGAAACAAACACUGGAACAGCUGAGUCAACAAACAGUGCGACAACAGAACCCAUCACAGCAACAACAGAAUCGGCGACCAGUUCAACAACUGAAUCAAACACAGGAGCAACUGAAUCAGCAUCCAGUGCAACAAGUGAAUCAAACACUGCAACAACAGAACUAACAACAAAGGCAACUUCUGAAACAAACACUGGAACAGUUACUUCCACAUCCAGUGUGACAAUGGGUUCAAACACAGCACCAACAGAUACAAUAUCCAAUACUGCAACACAACCAACAUUCAAUGUGACAACUGAAACAAUAUCCAGUGCAAUUACAGCUUUAAACACAGGAACAGCUGCAUCGACAGUCAGUGCGACAACAGAAACCAACACAGCAACAACAGAAUCGACGACUGGUAUAACGACUGAAUCAAACACUGGAACAGGUGAACCAACAUCCAGUGCAACAACUGAAACCAACACGGGAACAACUGUAUCAAUGUCCAGCCCAACAAUUCUAUCAAACACAGCAACAACUCAAUCAUUUUCCAGUGGCACUACUGCAUUAAACACAGCAACAGGUGACUUGACAAACAGUAUGACAACAGAACACAUCACUGCAACUUCAGAAUCAACAACUGGCACAACAGCCGAAUCAAACACAGGAACAGGUGAACCAACGUCCAGUGCAACUGUUGAAACCAAUGCAGGAACAACUGAGUCGAUAUCCAGUGAAACAACAGAAUCAAUACCCAGUGCAACACCAGAAUCACCAUCCAGUGCAACGACUGCAUUAAACACAGUAACAGCUGAAUCGACAAACAGUGUGACAGCGGAACCCAACACAGGAACAGCUUCGACAACCGGUACAACAACUGAAUCAAACACAGGAACAGGCGAACCUAUAUCCAGUGCAACAGUUGAAACCAAUACGGGAAUAUCGGAAUCCACAUCCAGUGCAACAAGUGAAUCAAACACUGCAACAACAGAACUAACACCAAGGGCAACUUCUGAAACAAACACUGAAACAGUCACAUCAACAUCCAAUACAACAACUGAAUCAAAUACAGUAACAACUGAAUCAAUUUCCAGUGCAACGACAGCAUUAAACAUAGUAACAGGUGAAUCGACAAACAGUGUGACAACAGAACCCAAUACAGAAACAGCAUUGACAACUGUUACAAUUACUGAAUCAAACACAGGAACAGGAGAACCAAUAUCCAGUGCAACAGUUGAAACCAAUACAGGAAAUUCAAAAUCAACAUCCAGUGCAACAAGUAAAUCAUACACUGCAACAACAGAACUAACAACAAAGGCAACUUCUGAAACAAACACUGGAACUGUUGCAUCCACAUCCAGUGUGACAACAAAUUCAAGCACAGCAACAACAGAUUCUAUGUCCAAUACAGCAACAAGAUCAACAAACAGUGUGGCAACUGAACCAAACACAGGAACAGGUGAACCAACGUCCAGUGUCACCACAGAAACCAAUGCGGGAACAACCAAAUUGAUAUCCAGUGGAACAACAGAAUCAAUACCCAGUGCAACAGCAGAAUCAACGCCCAGUGUAACUACUGCAUUAAACACAGAAACAGCUGAUGCCACAAACAAUGUGACACCAGAAUUGAAUACAGCAACAACAGAAUCGAUUUCCAGAUCAACUGCUGCAUCAAACACAGAAAGAUUGGAGUCAACAUCCAGUGCAACAAGUGAAUUAAAACCUGCAACAACUGAACUAACAACAAGGGCAACAUCGGAAAAAAACACUGGAACAGCUACAUCCACAUCCAGUGUGACAACGGAAUUCAGUACAGUAACAAAUGAAUCAACUGCUAGUGCAGCAACGAAAACUGCAUCCAAUGCAACAACAGAAUCAACAUCCAGUGCAACUACUGCAUUAAACACAGGAACAGGUGCAUCGACAAACAGUGCGACAACAGAAUCCAACACAGCAACAACAAAAUUAACAAUGGCUACAGCUACUGAAGCAAACACAGGAACAUCAGAAUCAACAUCAGGUACAACAAGUGAAUCAAACACUGCAACAAGAGAACUGACAACAAGGGCAACUUCUGACACAAACACUGGAACAGUUACAUCAACAUCCAGUGUGACAACUGAAUCAAGCACAGCAACAACAGAAUCCGCAUUCAGUGCAAUGACUGAAUCAAACACAGGAUCAACUGAAUUGGCUACCAGUGAAACAACAAAAUCAAAUGCAGGGACAGUUGAACUAACAUCCAGUGCAACUACCAACACUGGAACAGCUGAAGUAAUACCCACUGAAUCAACCAGAGAAACAGCUACAUCCAAACUGAGUGCAACAACUGAAUCAGUAACAGGAACAGUUGAAUCAACGUCCAGUGCAAUAAGUGAAAUAAACACUGCAAUAACUGAAUCAAUAUCCAGUAUAACUAUGGAAUUAAACACAGGAACAGCUAUAUCAAUUUCCAGUACCACAACUAAAUCCAACACUGGGGCAGCUCAAUCAACAGUGAUACCAGUAACUGAAUCAAAUACAGGAACGACUGUAGCAACAUCCAGUGCAACAUCUGAAUCAAACACAGGAACAGGUCAAUCAUCGAUUAACUCAAGCACUGGAACAACAGAAUCAACAUCCAGUGCAAGUACUGAAGCAAGCACAGCAACGGAUGUGCCAAUAUCCAGUGCUACUACAAAACCCAACACAGGGGCAGCUGAAUCGACACCCAGUGCAACGAGUGAAUCAAACACAGUGACAGUUGCAUUGACAUCCAGCGUGACAACUGAAACGAACACAGAAACAUCAGAAUCCACAUCCAUUGCGACAGUCCAGUCAAACACAGAAACAACUGUAGCAAACUCCAGUGCAACAACUGAAUCAAGCAUUGGAACAGCGGUAUCAUCAUCCGGUGCAACGACUGAAUCAAUUGCAGGAACAACCACUAGUCCUACAACAACUAUCCUCUCCAGCAUGAGCAGUUCUACAGCAAAUACCAGCACCAUCAGUCCCACAGCCACCAGCAUCAACAGUCCUACUACAACCACCAGUACCAUCAGUCCGACAACCCUCGCCAGUACCACCAAUCCUACAACCGCCAGAAUUAUCAGUCCUACAAUGAACACCAGCAUCAGUAAUAAUACAACAACCACCGUCACCAACAGUUCUACCACAACCAACGUCACUAGCAGUCCGACAGCCACCUCCAUCAUCAGCAGUCCUACAACAAUCACUAGUGUCACCAGUACUGCAGCAACCACCAGCACCACUAGUCCUACAACAACUAUCAUCAUCAACACCACCAGUCCCACUACAAACACCAGUACUAUGAGUACCAUAACUACCACCAGUACCACUGGUCCUACAACCACCACCAUGAGCAGUCCCACAACAACCACCACCACCACCACCACCAGUCUGACACAGAUGACUGGUACCACCAGUGUUGCAGCAGCUACCAUGACCACCAAUCCUACAACGAUCACUAGUACCAUCAGUACUACAGCAGUGACCACUGCUCCCAACUCUGCAACAUUCACCACCAGUCCGGCAAUGAUGACUAAUACCGCCAAUACUACAGCAGUGACCACUGCUCUCAACUCUGCACCAUUCACCACCAGUCCGGCAAUGAUCACUAAUACCACCAAUACUACAGCAGUGACCACUAUUACCAGCCCUACAACAUCCUCCACCAGUCCUCCAACAAUCACUAGCACCACCAGCACUACAGCAGCCACCACUACCACCACUACCACCAGACCGACAACAACAACCACAACCACUGCUCCCACCACCACAAACAGUGCUAGUAUAUGCGUGCCACUGGAGAUCUUUCACAUUGUUCCCAUUGAUGUGAAAAGUCAAUCAAUUCGUGUUGGCUUGGACACAAACAAUGCAUCUAAGCAGGCCAAAUAUACUUUCAGUAUAAAGAAGGACAAUGAAAUUGUGCAAACUGUUUCAACUGGGCAAAGCACAAUUGAGUUUAACUCUCUUGAAGUGUCGAUUAACUAUGUGAUUUGUGUAUCGACAUCAACUUGUGGUGAAAAGUCUACAGUUUCACAGAAUUUCAGGACAGCUGGCAGAGUAUUGGAAGGGACAACGAGAAUAACAAAUCAAAUCUAUGUGGAGGCAUUUCAAAACAAAACCAGCAAGGAAUUCAAAGAAUUUUCCAAUAACUUCACUCAAGACCUGAAAAAUCAUCUUCCUCCAGAUAUUCAGAAUUCUGUGAAAAAUGGAGAAACGAGAUUGACUAUUAAUAGUAUUAAAGAAGGGAGCGUGAUUGUAAAUUUUACAUUUGCAGUUUCAACUAAUGUGACAGUCAGUACGACAGAAAUCCAAACAGCAAUUGUUGAAUCCUUAAACAGUAGUCAACAGUUUGAGAUAGAUCUUCAAAGGACAAGCAUUACGGUGGUAGACAGCUGUCAGGCUGGGCUGGAUGAUUGUUCAGGUGAUGGGACUUGUAUCACGCUCAAUGAAUCUUACACCUGCCGGUGCAAUGCUGGGUUCUCCGAUCUAAGUCCCAAUGUUCCAGGACGAGUGUGUGAAGAUAUUGAUGAGUGUCUGACAGGAAACAAUGAGUGCUCUGAUUUUGCUCUCUGUACAAACAACCCCGGCAAUUUCUCGUGCCGCUGUUUCGAGGGGAUCAACGAUACUAAUCCUGCAAACCCAGGGACAAACUGCUCAGAUCCAAAUAGCUGUUUCACCAGUGAUGAUAACUGUGCUGUGUUUAAAUGUCUUAUGAUGAAAGCCGACUGUCCCUCAAAUAAAUUAUUCAAGGGGAGAAUAACAUUAAAUUCCAAAACAUUCACCAAUGACUUAAAGAAUCCUGCAAGUGAAGCUUCCAGGAAUUUAUCAAACGAAAUUAGAACUGCAGUUGUUCCAACUCUACAAAUAAAACUGAAUGAUAAUAGCUUCAACAUCACCAUCGGUGGGUUCCAGAAUGGUAGUGUGAUUGUGCAACUCUUGAUUUUCCUGAACAUAAACUCAACGGUCACUGCUAACAGCUUGCAAACGGCUAUCAGUGAAGCAAUUAAAAAGAUUGACAAUCAAAGCACCGUGAACAUAACAGAUGCAGUGGAUAUAAUAACAGCAGCUCCCACUCAGACAAUCUCCACAACAAAGAUUCCACCAGGAAGCAAUGGAUUCAAAGUGGCUGCGAUAGUGUUGGGAGUUAUAGCGGGUGUGGCAGUCUUGAUCAUCAUAGCAAUGUCCGUUGCAAUGAUCUGCAUUAAGAAAAGAACUGGACAGUAUUCCGUCCAUGCAUCAAACAUCCUCCAGAAGUUCAGUUAUUCCAACAUUUAGUUUGUUGCAUAAAAUGGAACUGUGAUCACUUUAUUUUGCAAUGAUUUACGUGGGUUUUUGGAACAAAUAUUUUUGCAUAAUGGAAGAAUUUUAAAAAAUGGAAAGGGAAGGUGGAUUCAUUAUAGUGUUUGCAGUCUGGCACUUUUUUUUGUCAAUUUCUCUGCAAAUUGGACACUAAAUGUCACUAAUUAAUAAGUGAUUCUGGUCCCUCUAAGCUCGGAACACAGCUACCAUUGAUCUUUUCCACCUCUUUUUUCCUUUAAGAUAUUUAUUCGCAUCUACCUCUUUAGCCAUGUUUUGGUCAACUGCCCUCUUGUGCAUUAAUGUGACUCUAUGCCAAAUAUUUGAUGUUUGACACUCCUUUGAUGCAGCUGGGAUUCUUUUGUUACACCUGUGGUACAAUGAAAAUACAACCAAUUAUAGUCACAAACAUUAUCCUACAAUUCCUGACAUGCUAUCUGUUGAAAUUAAUAACAUUUAGAUUAAGGUCCAAAAGUUUGCCGUACACCUUAUAACCAAUUCCCGUGUGCAGAGAAAAUCUCACGGACUCAGAUUCCCCAUUUCUUGCGUUUUGCUAUUUCAUGAGAACUUUGCUCACUACAGAAAUGAACAAAGAAAAAGCAUGCAGUUAUUUUGAACCUAUUGAAACCUCAGAUGCUGUGGUAGCGUUCACAUGUAUGGAAAUUGAGUGCACAAUCAGCACCUAAGGCUCAACGGGAAUGCAAUGAUGACCAUGUAGGCUUUCUUUUACUGAUGCUGUUUUUUAAAUACACAUCAGGUCAGGUAGGGCCUAAAUUCUAUCUCUGAUCCAUCUGUAAUGUCUUAUCUUAGGAGUGCCCUUAAAUUAAAUAUUGCAGGGUCUGGAAUGGCACUUUAAAUAUACAAUCUUCUAUGCUGCAGACCAAAGCAAGGCAGACACUGUACAAUAUUUAAUUUAAGGACACUCCCAAGAAAGGACAUUGCAGAUGGGUAUGACAUUAAAUUUAGGCUCUAUCUGCCUUCUAGUGUGUAGUCUAACGUUGCACACACUCCUGAAAAGGUUCUUCAAAAGAAAAGUCUUGAAGCAUGAUGUUUCUGCUAAUUCCCUACUGUCCUGAAACGUUUGAGGAUUGAUUUUAGGCCUGGUGUCUAUGAAUGAACAGUAUGCGGAAACUAUAUCUGAGGGCAUUCACUUUCUAUCCGAAAGCCUUGACAUCUGCAAAAAAACGUAAUAUAUCCAACUGUAUUUUGGCAUGAUUUCUGGGACAGAUGAAGGACAAAAUAAACUUCAAGGUUUUAAGUCUCCGAAAACCAAAAAGCCUCAGGAAUCUCAAAUGCAGCGGAGAAUUUCCAAGCUGCUUUGAUGUUUACAUAUAUUUUGAUGCACUAUCGGGAUCGAACGGGAAGGUUACCUAUAGUCUAGUGAAAUUCUGCACCUUAGCAUUUUAUGACCAUCUCCGCAUAUUAAUUGAACAGAAAUGUUACAUCCGAUGUUCACAAAUUUAUUUCUAAUAUCUGUAAUAUUCACAAUGUAAUUUUAAAGGUAUAAGUAGGUAUGUUACAAAACCUACCUGAAUCUUGUCUGAGAAUCUGGCCCAGCCCCGUGUGUGUGAUUUUGGCGCUGUUUAGAGGGGGCGGGUUUAAAACGCGAUUUUUACUAGGCUGUUGCAAUCGAAAAUGUUCAGCCUAGUAAAUCAUUAACGGAAAAUCGCUGAAAGACCCCGUCGCAAAAGGUAUUAUUAGUUUUUAUGGCCUUGUAUAAUAGUUAUAGUAGUUUAAAAAUCACUCUCUCAACCCGCAACCUCUCGCAGCCCCAGGGUUUUAUAAAGCAAACAAUUAAAGGUAUGUACCUUAUUUUUACGUUAAAAGGGGCUUCUUAAGAACCCUGUAUAUAAAGUUUUCUAUAGCGAAUAGUUCAUUUUGGGCUCUUUAUAUCCCACAGUAUUUUUCUGGGCAUUUGAGGGCACAAAUCCACUGCAUUGUGAACGUUCUAAACCAGCGCGUUCCACAGGAACCCACUAGAAAGCCGAUUUUAAUUGACUAAUUUACAGCAAUUGAACACUAAAUUCCUUCUAUUUGGCCUAUAAAUUGAUGUAAAUGAGAUUUAAAAAUCAUGUUUUUUUUGUGAAUUAUUUGUGAAUAUUAUUUGGACACUUAGGCUAUUAAAAAAUGUUAAUCAUUUAUUAAGAAAUGGAUAGAUGUUUAGAUCUAGUAAUUGAAGUUUGAAAUUCGCUACAAUUGGGUAACUAACUAAUUAUAUGCUUUAAUUUCAGGCCCUCCAAGUAAGAUUAUUUUAUAUUUGUUUCAGAAUGGUUCAAUCUAUGAUAACUGAACAUUUCAUUCAGUUCUCUUAAUUUUUAAGAAGGUUAUGGGCUUUUGACUGUCCUCGAUCACAGCUUUUUUGUUAUGAUCAUAGAAAAUCAAUAGGGAACAAGAUGCUAAUUUCCGAGUAUGAAAAUGGCCAUAACUUUUUUAUUACUUGAGAUAUGAAAGUGAAUUAGGUGUCAAAUUAAACUUAUUGCUAUGCUUUAUCUGAUGGGAUAAAUUGCAGACUUGAUUUUUUAAAUCUCAAAAUUUUGUAACAUUGCUAGUAUAAGUCUGACACGGACAUUUAAGUUCAUUAAACUGUUGCUAUUUUUUUGGCUGUGGAAAACUGCUGAAUAUACUGUAUUUUACAGUGCAUGUUGUAAAUUAUUAAAAUGUUGUUUCAAAAAAAUAUAUAUAUAUAUUUCA